This is a messenger RNA of Setaria italica (foxtail millet), 2007 nucleotides long. RefSeq lists its product as uncharacterized. NCBI's taxonomy places the organism in Eukaryota, Viridiplantae, Streptophyta, Magnoliopsida, Poales, Poaceae. The coding region runs from base 1 to 873 and encodes 290 amino acids. The transcript is spliced from 3 exons. The record is from RefSeq and is a predicted model, not a curated record.
AUGGCCGCCUCCGCCGACUCGCCGCAGAGCUCACCCUCGUGGCCGCCGCUCGAGCUCGCCCCCAUGGCCGCCAGAGCCUCAAACACAAAUGAGACAGCCUCAAACACAAAUGAGAAGCCCACUAAGAAAGGCAAGAAGCGCAAGAGAAAAGGUGCACAUGAUGAUGGCAAGCUGGUUGGAGUUCAUGAGGAGGGCAACUACUCUGGCACUGAAUCACUUGCUGCCCUAAGUGACAGUAGCUAUGACACUGACUUGGCUGCAUCUUCUGACUCUGAUUGCUCUGAUCCUGAAUAUGAACGUGAUGUCGAAAUAUUUGAUGAGGAUGACGAAGAUGAUAGUUCUGUCUUUUCUUAUGAUGUUGAUGAUCCAUGUUUUGACAUUGGUGUGGUAUUCCCUGAUGUGAAACAGUGCAAAUCAGCAUUAACCCAGCAUGCAAUAUUGAAUGGUUAUGCUUUCCGUACUGUGAAGAAAGACAAGAAACGCUUUCAGGUCAAGUGUUUGAGAGCAGAGGAGGGCUGCAAGUGGACAUUUUUUGCAUCUACCAGCAGCAAGAAGUACCUUGGAUGCAAGGUUAAGAAGAAUGGACCAAUUCACAAGUGUAGUUCAGUCAACAAUUGUGGUGAUACAAUGGCCACAAUUAACUGGGUAGCUGAAAGGGUUGUUGAUUGGUUGAAGGACAAGUCAACAAAGGGACCAAAGGAGUUGCAAGCUGCAUUGAGGAAGAAGUAUUCUAUGGAAAUUCCAUAUGACAAGGUUUCCAGGGGCAAAGAGAAGGCUCUUGACAUGAUAUUUGGAAAGUGGGAUGACAGUUAUGACUUGCUGCCCACAUAUAGAGCUGAACUACUCAAAAUCAGUGCUAGGAAGCAUUGUUGAGUUUGACACAGAAAAGCAUCAAGGGGACGUGUGUUUCAGGAGAUUUUUUUUAGCUCUUAAGCCAUGCAUUGAUGGUUUUUUGGAAGGAUGCAGGCCAUACAUUGCAAUAGAUGCCACCCACCUAACAGGGAGGUCAAGAGGCCAGUUGGUGGCUGCUGUUGCAAUAGACGGGCACAAUUGGUUAUUUCCUGUUGCUUAUGGAGUGAUUGAGACUGAGUCAAAGGAAAGCUGGACAUGGUUCAUCCAGAAUUUGAAGGUUGCUAUUGGUACACCUAUUGGUUUGGUUAUUAGCACAGAUGCAGGCAAAGGAAUUGAGGGGGCUGUGGAUGAUGUCUAUCCAGGAGUGGAGCAUAGAGAAUGUAUGAGGCAUUUGUGGAAGAAUUUCAAGAAGUUAUACUAUGGACCAUUGUUCAAUUAUAAUAUGUGGCCAGCAGCCAAGAGUUACACCAUUGAGAAGUUCAAUUGGCACAUGGCUAGGAUACAGGAGAAGUGCCCUGAAGCCAUUGCAUACUUGGAUGAGAAUCAUCCCUACUUAUGGAGUAGAAGCUAAUUUUCUGAUCAUUGCAAGGUAGAUUACAUCAAUAACAACCUCUCUGAAUGUUUCAACAACUGGGUGAAAGAAGUGAAAGAUCUGCAAAUUGUGGAGAUGCUUGAAAGAUCAUCCGUCUUAUAGUGUCAAGCAUCUCCACAAUUUGCAGAGGAGCUCAUCAUUGAAAGAUGUUCAACUAGCCAGAUCAACUUGACUUUUUACUCCAUUGUUUUGAAGUGCUGGUACAAGUCAAGUUGGAGGAGAAAUACCACCAUCUGGCAGGGGGAGAGGACGAGGUGUUUCAAGGCUUGCUGCAUACUUCAAUGCUUAGAAAUGACAAGUUAUUUCGUCUCAUGUAAUAAUAGUACCUGGCAUGCUUUGUAUGGCCUACACUGUGUAUGUGCAUAUGACAUGGAGACCUGGAUAUGUGAUCUGGGCAUGUACUGCCAUUAUUUUGGUGAGCAAAUGUGACGUGGACAUGUAUGUGCUAUUGUAUAUGCCGAUACGGGCAUGCAGUGACCACUAUUUUGGUAUGCUCAAAUAUGAUCUGGGCAUUGCAUUGUGAAAUAUUAUCCUUAAAUAUUGAUCUCUUCUAUGGAUUAUCA